Musca vetustissima is the source of this 339-nucleotide messenger RNA. RefSeq lists its product as uncharacterized. The transcript is spliced from 2 exons. The record is from RefSeq and is a predicted model, not a curated record. Lineage: Eukaryota; Metazoa; Arthropoda; Insecta; Diptera; Muscidae. Bases 1 to 339 code for a protein of 112 amino acids.
AUGUUCAAAUUCUUCGCCGUCAUUGCUUUGUUGGCUGUUGCCGCCCAAGCUGCUCCCGGUCAUUUGGGUCAUCACAGCCAUACUUUGGUCCAACCUGUUGUGUACUCUUCCCCCACAGUCAUUAAGACUGUGUCAACGCCUGUGGUCCAUUCCUAUGUUGCCACUGCCCCAGUUGUCAAAACUGUUGUCAGCCAAGUUGCCACACCUGUUGUUCAUCAGUAUGUCGCUGCUCCAGUUGUCCAUCAAUAUGCCACCGCUCCUGUUGUAAAGACUGUUGUCCAUUCCGCUCCUUUGGUCAAGACUGUUCCAGUUGUCUACACCACCGGUCUCCGUCAAUAA